UUAAACUGUUCUCAACUCCUCUGCAGCGGUUCAUGGAAUGCUUGUCACACCGAGCAAGGCUGAACUGCUGAAGCUCAAAUUGAUGGAGAUAGAGUCUAUGGAGGAUAUGAAUCACAGAAAAUAACUUUAUGCCUCCCGCCAAUCGCCUUCUCAUUCUUCUUCCCUCUCCAGUCGAGCAGCAGAUGGCCGCCAUUCAUACAGCAUCAAUUAACAGUCCACGGCCCCGACUAAAGCCCGAACUAACUCAAUUCGAGCUCCUCGACCAGAUUUGUCGACUGUUAAUUCUCCGGCGCUAUAACGCCUUGGACAGCCUCAAAAUUGAUUUUUCCAACUCCCUCGUUGAGGCCGUUCUCCGGAAACUCAAGUUCAACCCGAAAGCUUCCCAUCAUUUCUUUAAACUAGCCUCGAAGCAACAGUAUUACAGACCCCAUUUGAGAGCUUAUUUCAUAAUCGUUCACAUAUUGUCUAAAGCUCGAAUGUUUGAGGAGACACGAUUUCUCUUGGAUGAGCUUGUGGAACUCUCCAGUCCAAAUGAACCAACGUCGCUUGUUUGGAAUGGGUUGGUUAGAGUUCAUAAAGAACUCAAAUUUUCUCGGACAGUUUUUGAUAUGAUUCUUAAAGUUUAUGCGAAGAAGGGGUUAAUUAAGAAUGCAUUAUAUGUGUUCGAUAAUAUGCCCAUGAGUGGCUGUAUGCCGAGCUUACUCUCAUGUAAUAGUUUGUUGAGUUGUUUGGUGCGAAAACGUGAAUAUCAUACUGCAUUGUGUGUUUAUGAUCAGAUUAUUAGAAUGGGAAUUUCUCCGGACAUAUACACUUGCACAACAAUAGUAAAUGCCUACUGUAAGGAUGGUAAAGUUGAAAGAGCUGAGGACUUUAUUCAUAAAAUGGAUGCAAUGGGCUUAGAUGCAAAUAGAGCGACUUACCAUUGUUUGAUCAAUGGGUAUGUUGAGAAGGGUGAUUCAAAGGGAGCUGAAAGAGCUUUGAGAUUAAUGAUUGAAAGAGGAAUAUCCAAGAACAUUUUGACAUAUACGUUGCUAAUCAAGGGACAUUGCAGACAGGGGAAUAUGGAGGAAGCAGAGAAAGUAUUCCGAGGAAUGGAGGUUCCAGAAAAUGAUGCAGUAGUUGUGGAUGAGCAGGUCUAUGGUGUAUUAAUAAAUGGGUUUUGUCAAAUUGGGAGACUAGAUGAAGCCCUCAGGCUUCGUGAUGAGAUGAUAAACUUAGGCUUCAAAAUAAACAUAUUUAUUUGCAACUCUUUUAUAAAUGGUUAUUGCAAAUUCAGUGAACUUCAUAAAGCAAAAGACAUAAUAAGGACUAUGAACGGAUGGGAUGUGAGACUAGAUUCUUACAGCUAUAAUACCUUAUUAGAUGGGUAUUGCAGGGCUGGUUUGAAAAGUGAAGCAUUGAACCUAUGUGAUGAAAUGAUUCAAGUUGGUAUUGAACCAACACAUGUAACCUACAAUACUCUCUUGAACGGUUUUUGUCAAUCUGGUGCUAUCAGUGAAGCUUUGGAUCUCUGGCAUAUGAUGCGUGAAAGAGGUAUUUCAUUUGAUGAGGUUAGUUGUGGUACUCUUUUUGUUGGGCUUAUUAAGGCCAAUGAGUUUGAAACAGCUACAGUGUUGUAUAAACACAUUAUGGCUAGAGGGUUUAAUAAAAACACAGUUCUUUUCAAUACAAUUGUUCAAGGACUGUGUAGGAUGGGGAAAAUGAUUGAAGCAGAGCAGCUUCUUGACAAAAUGAAGGAGCUUGGUUGUUCACUUGAUGGAAUUACUUAUAGAGCCUUAAUUGAAGGUUACUGUAAAGAUGGGCAGACCGAAAGGGCUUUAAGAGUAAAGGGAGUCAUGGAACAGCAAGGAAGCCUCCCUUCCAUUGAAAUGUACAAUUCUCUGGUUACUGGAUGUUUUUUGGUUAGGAAGUUGAAUAAAGUUGAAGAUCUUAUCAAUGAAAUGCAUACAAGGGGAAUACUGCCCAACGUUGUUACGUACGGUGCCCUUAUUAGUGGAUGGGUUAAGGAAGGGAAGAUUGACAAAGCUUUUAAUUCAUAUUGUGGGAUGAUAAGUAAGGGGCUGAUUCCGAAUGAGAUCAUAUUCAGCACAAUUAUUAGUGGCUUAUAUAGGCAUGGCAUGGCUAAUGAUGCAUUCAUGCUGAUGCAAAGAGUAUUGAGCAUUGAUAAUAGUCUGAAACUUAAAUGUCUUGACGACGUUUCAACUCCUCACUUCAGAUCAUUAGAUGUUCAAAAAAUUGCAAAUUCCAUUGAUGAGGGGUCAAAAUAUACUGUCAUGCCCAAUACCAUUCUAUAUAAUGUUGCAGUGGUAGGGUUAUGCAAAAUUGGUCGUAUAAGUGAUGCAAGAGAAAUGAUUGGUGCUUUGAUAGAAAAAGGCUUUGUACCAGAUGAGUUUACAUAUUGUACCUUGAUACAUGGUGUUUCAUUAGCUGGUAAUGUUGAUGAGGCUUUUGCAUUACGGGACGAAAUGCUUAAAAAGGAUCUUGUUCCUAACAUUGCGAUAUAUAAUGCUCUCAUCAAUGGACUUUGUAAAACUGGGCAUGUUGAUAGAGCAUUGAAGCUUUUUCAUAAGCUUCGCUCAAAAGGCAUAACUCCCAAUGUUAUCACCUAUAAUACUUUGAUUGAGGUGCACUGCAGAAAUGGUAAUACUAGGGAAGCCCUUGGAUUGAAAGGCAGAAUGUUAAAAGAGGGGAUUGCCCCUUCGGUUAUUACUUAUUCUUCUUUGAUUAAUGCUCUGCGUAUACAAGGUAAUGCAAAUGAAGCAACAAAAUAUUUAGAUGAAAAGCUAAGGGCAAGUGUAGACUUCGACCUUGUGACAUAGAGCAAAUACAGCUAUUAGGUAUAUGGAUGAUGUUCAAGGAAUUGAUUGGUACCAGUAAAUUUGAUACUUCAAGGAGAGAAGAACAUUAUCUAUGGAUCUAUUAGUGAUAAGGGGAAGAAACGGUCACAACUGCCCCUGCCUUAACACCAGCAGCCAAAGCAAUGUUGCUUCAGGAAUGUAAUGCAAUAAUUUCAAUGGGUAUCAGUAGAAGAUCUUCCAAACGAAGCUUAACAUUUACUCCAAACGUACUCCAUAAUUUAAUAGGUGUUGGCUGUAAACCCAAAAAAAGUCAAACUUGAAUGAGAAGACAUUUUGGAUCGCUCCUCUUAUUGCCUCAUAAUAAUAUGUAGACAUUUGGUUUGGAAAAAUAUUGGGUACUUUAUUACAACUCUGGAAAUCGUCCUGGUGAGCAGUUUCAAAUCUACCUGGAAGCAUCAACUUGGGAAAGCAGAUUUAGCAAGGCAUUGCCUGACAAUAUCAAUGUCUUUUGAGGCAAAGUUCACCGAAAAUAAAAGAUGCUACCAGGCAAGGGGGGAUCAUCAUUUGGUCCGCAUGCUUAUGGAGCAACGUGAAUCAGCCAACCCUGUGGGUUAAAAAGCCUGACACAUCCUAUAUGGGCUAUGAUCCUGAUCGCCGCAUGUCUGGCCCCUAAUUGUCACGACUAGGCUCAGCCCUCAAACCCAUAUAUGCCAUGAAAAGUUUUGAGGUGGUAGAGAUAUCAUCAAUUACACUUUAAUAUUCGUUAUCAUAUCAAGUAGCUUUAGAAUCUUGUUUUAUUUCAAGUGAUUCAACAUUUCUGAGACAUGAGCUAGGUUGAGCUCAAACACAAUAAAAGCAUUAGUUACUUUACUUAAAAGAUCGGUCACUGGAAAAAAAACAAAAAAAAAACAACAAACCACAAUAAUAGAUGAAGGGAAGUUCAUUAUGGAUGCAACAAUUUCAACAUUAUAUAGGAUUAUAGCUAUGGACACUCAAGAGAUUUGAUUUUUCAUUGAUGGUCGAAGACUCGAAGCAUAGUUCUUUGCAAUGGAACUUUAGAGCUUUGACGAUAUUAUACUUUGUAAUUUGGCUUUUAAGCUAACUAAAUGUCAAUACUUGCUAUUUUUAGUUAGAAAUCAUGUAUAUGUGUAAUUUCAUCGAGGCUUGACAGGCAGACUGUGAGCUAGAUCAGCA
Cuscuta epithymum is the source of this 3992-nucleotide messenger RNA. Lineage: Eukaryota; Viridiplantae; Streptophyta; Magnoliopsida; Solanales; Convolvulaceae. The record is from the annotation of a GenBank genome assembly.